Molecule: messenger RNA, 1565 nt
Organism: Nipponia nippon (crested ibis)
Lineage: Eukaryota; Metazoa; Chordata; Aves; Pelecaniformes; Threskiornithidae
Source: RefSeq, a predicted model, not a curated record
AUGCCGAGGUCCUUCCUAGUGAAGAGCAAGAAAGCGCACAGCUACCACCAGCCCCGCUCCGCUGACGAGGACUACAGCCUGCGGCUGGAGACGGUGCUAGCCCAGAUCUGUGCAGACAGCAAGAUCCCCGAGGAUCCGGGGCUGUGCCGCACCGUCCUGCCCGAGCCGGAGCCUUCCCAAGGGCGCUUCUCCCCGGAAUCCCACCUUACCGAGGCUGCCGAUGGCACCUCCGAGUCAGCGCCCAGCUGCGAGGGCAGCGUCUGUGACAGGGUGUCCGAAUUUGAGGAUUUCUGGAGACCUCCCUCGCCCUCCGUCUCGCCAGCCUCGGAGCGAUCCGUGUGUCCGUCCCUAGAUGAAGCACCCCCCUUCUCAGUGCCCUUCAAACCGUACAUGUGGAACAGCCUGGGUGGCUCCGAGCUGAGGCACCUUGUGCAAAGCUACAGGCCCUGCCCGACACUGCAGCGAACCUCAGCCCUGGGGGUCUUCUGCGAGCAAGGCUCCGAGCCUGCCCUCUACAGUGCAGAGUGUAGCUCCUCCCUCGGACUUUAUGGUGACUUCGGCUCCCGGGGCCAGGGGCUGUUUGAGCGGCCGCAGGCAGCAGCGCCUGGACUCUAUGCUGAGACACAGCCUGGGCUGCAGCAAGAGAAGGGGCCAGGUGGCAUCAAAGUGGAGUCGGACCUCUUGUGCCGCCCAUUGCUUAUCAGCACUGGCUCUUACAAGUGUGUCAAGUGCAGCAAGGUCUUCUCCACGCCGCAUGGCCUUGAGGUACAUGUGCGCCGCUCACACAGUGGCACGAGGCCCUUUGCCUGUGACAUGUGUGGCAAGACCUUCGGCCAUGCAGUCAGCCUGGAGCAGCACAAGGCCGUGCACUCGCAGGAACGCAGCUUUGAUUGUAAGAUUUGUGGCAAGAGUUUUAAGAGAUCUUCUACUUUGUCCACCCACCUGCUCAUCCACUCGGACACCCGGCCCUAUCCGUGCCAGUACUGUGGGAAGCGGUUCCACCAGAAAUCUGAUAUGAAGAAACACACCUUCAUUCACACAGGUGAGAAGCCUCACAAGUGCCAGGUGUGUGGAAAAGCCUUUAGUCAGAGCUCCAACCUUAUCACCCACAGUCGGAAGCACACAGGCUUCAAGCCCUUUGGCUGUGAUCUGUGUGGCAAAGGCUUCCAACGAAAGGUGGAUUUACGGAGACACCGGGAGACACAGCACGGCCUGAAAUGAAUCCAGCUGCAAUACAGAAAGCACCUACAACACUAUGAGAACAGAUGCCCUUGGCUUCCCCGCUGGACCUGAGCCCUGUCUUGAGCACAGGCCCUGGCAUUACUUUUCUGACCAGGAGCUUGGAGAGGAAGGGACAGGGCCAUGCAUGGACAGCUCAACCUGAAUGACUGCAAAAGCGGAAAUUAAAGGCUGGGGUUUCUCUCUUUCUCUCCCCCUCUCUGUUUCUGAAAGAACACUGGAAAAUAAGCCUUUUAGAUAUGAAGCCUGCUGAUACUCCAAAGACAGAUAAGCUACCAAAUAUCUGUAAGCUGGAAAAUGUUUCUCCCAUGGCCAAGAUGAACCCC